This is a messenger RNA of Phyllopteryx taeniolatus (common seadragon), 4911 nucleotides long. RefSeq names its product orofacial cleft 1 candidate 1 (gene ofcc1). The transcript has 4 exons. Lineage: Eukaryota; Metazoa; Chordata; Actinopteri; Syngnathiformes; Syngnathidae. The record is from RefSeq and is a predicted model, not a curated record. Gene Ontology annotation, cellular component: perinuclear region of cytoplasm. The coding region runs from base 231 to 761 and encodes 176 amino acids.
UUUUCUUUUUGCAAUGAUUGCUAAAAAGAGCCAUUGUGACAGACAAAACAGACUCAUAUAUAUGUAUUGUAUUCACAGCUUUGCGUAUACUGUCUUGGUUAGGUAUUUGACCCCACACGAUCUUAAGAGAGAGGAGACAGUGAUUCAGGCUGGCAUUCCGCCUGCUUCCACUCCCACAUUUUUCCUUCUUUUCUGACUCCACACCCUCUAGAUUUCACAAUAAUGGCCGCAUGCUGGACGUCUUCCAAAGGCUCACAGCCAAGGAGGGGACUUACUUCCUACCUCAAGACUUGGAGCUGUCCAAUCAGGAGCUUAGCUACAUCAUCAAGAAGGCAGAGCAAUGGAGGGGCUUUAACGGCGAGAGGCGCAAGGUGGCAGUCUAUGACUAUAUCUGGACAGCAGAGGACCCAUUGGCUGGUUCUGCAACCCCCGUAGAUGACCCACAUAGGAAGCCCUCUCCCCUACCACAGGGGGAGACCAGCACCCACGUGGCCAUCUACACGCUCUACGUAAGCGGGCUCAAGCAAAGAUACAGACAUUUCCUCCGACAACCAGAUGGGGCCAUCAUUGAGGUGAUUGGCGACCUGGAAGGCUUAGACAAUGCAACCAGGAUGACACCCUUUGCAGGCCAGCGAUCAGGACCUCGGAGGAUGGCUCAGGACAGCUCAGACGUCACCCACCAGCUACGGAAAAGACAUAAGCUUUUUGGACGGUGCCCUCGUGUUGAGCCAGAAGGAGGAAGCAGGUAUGACUCCAGUUAAGCACAAGACCCCAACCAAUAAGAACAAAGCAAGGGGCCAAAAGGUUUGAACACUAAACUACUGUCAUAUAACAACUGUCACUUUGACUCAGGGUGCGAGGUAUAUGUUGAGCUUUGUCAGUAUUUAUCAAUUUAUCCAUCCAUCCUUCUUCUAUAGUGUUUUUCCUCGUAAGGGUCAUGGGAGAGAUGGAGCUUGUGAGAGCUGUCAUUGGGCAAACAUUGAUACAACCUAACAACUAUAGACUAUUUACAGUCUUCAAUGUUUUAUGUUUUUGGCAUGUUGGAGGAAGCUGGACGACCCGCAGAAAACCGACACAAACAAAGAGAACAUGCAGACUCCGCACAAGAGCCGAGCUGUUUACCCAGAACCUCUCAACUGCGUGGCAGAUAUGCUAACCAUUACUCCACCGUAAUGCCUAUAUAAGACUGUCACCAUAAAAGUAUAACGGGAUGGCACCUCCCACCAAAUAACCUUAAUUUUACUGAAAAUUAAGGAGAACAAAAAUGUUCUCAUAAUCCUGGAAUUCAUAAAAAAAAAUACUAUUAGUAACUAUUAGAGCUACGAACGAGUGCUUCAUAAGUCGAGUCAAUUUUCGCGUUAAAAAAAACAACAAACGCUGAGUCAGAAUUUUCGCAUUUGAUUCAGAUGAGUCAAUGUACUUUUCUUAUUCUGAGAAGCGCUGCAAUGCUUCCGUAAUUUAAUUAGGUCAUUAAUUGACUCUUUUAAAAUGGAACUCAGGUGAACGCUCCCAUUGAUUCCAGCGUAACUCGAACUUUCAGCUUGUUUGGAAGCAAUGUUUUGACACUUGAAUGAAUGAAAUGUCGAAUCAACAGAUACUUCGAGAUAGCAAUGAUAAUUAUACGUUAAAACCAGAAAUUAAAUCCAAUUACAAGUAGAAGAUGCAAAUUUGAUGAAAACUUGUGAAUGCAACUAGGCAAUAACUAAUGUAAAAGUUACUGAUCUCAAAUUAAGUGAUAAAACAUCACUAUCGGCUUCCCAAGCGGGAUAAUAUUCCAGCCAUCUUGAUUUGUAUUGAAUACGUGUCUGCUAGUCGGUGCUUAGUGUAAUGUAGUGGCUCACAAAUCAGGCCAUAAUGGCCGGCUACUUACACAUAUUGCUUAAUUAAAGGCUGGGAGCUUAUUAGCAUGUGUCCCAGCCGUGGUGCACCGGGAUGAUAGGGAUCAGGCGCAGAUGUCGUAGAGGGCCAGCCUUUAAAGAUUUUAUAGAUUGCUAAUCUGCCGUGCUAAACUAAAGUCAAGGUGUAAUAACCGGACAGUUCUAUUAAUUCCUUAUGGUGAGCCAUUACAUAUAAGGGCCAUUUUGGAUAUGUUUGCAUGGACACACUUCUUUGGCCUGACAGUUGCUCGUUGUCUAAUUUUCAGCCUUCAAUGUAUUGACACGUGAAUAAACACAAAUUCAACAGCAGAAUCACGCAUAAAAGUGGUGUGGGUAAAAUGGUGUUCGGGCAUCGCCAAGCGUCCAAUCACAAUGCGGUAAUAUCUUCUGUUAUGCUUCUUGCUGUGAGCAGCACAAUGCCAAAACAACAUUUCUCAGAAUUCCUACGCUAAUACAAACCCCAAUUCCAAUGAAGUUGGGAUUUCGUGUGGAACGUAAAUAAAAACAGAAUACAAUGAUUUGUAAAUCCUUUUCAACCUAUAUUCUAUUGAAUACGGUACAAAGACAAGAUAUUUAAUGUUCAAAGUGAUGAAAGUUGUUGUUUUUUUGCAAAUAUUUUCUCAUUUUGAAUUUGAUGCCUGCAACAUGUUCCAAAAAAUUCCAGGACAACAAAAGGCUGGAGGUUGGGGAAUGCUAAAAAAAAAAAAAAACACUUGUUUGAAACAGGUUAAUUGGAAACAGGUGAGUGUCAUGAUUGAAUAAAAAAAAAAAAAAAAAAAAAAGAUCAUCCCCGAAAAGACUCAGUUGUUCACAAGCAAGGAUUGGGAGAGGUUCGCCACUUUGUGAGCAACUGCGUGAUCAAAUAGGCAACUUGCACAUCUGUGAAGAGACCAUUCAUGCUAAAAGGUACACAUAGAUUUUGGAGCAACAUAUGCUGCCAUCCAAGCAACGUCUUUUUCAUGGACAUCCCUGCUUAUUUCAGCAAGACAAUGGCAAACCACAUUCUGCACGUGCUACAACAGAGUGGCUUCGUUGUAAAAGAGUGUGAGUACUAGAUUGGACUGCCAGCAGUCCAGACCUGUCUCUCCUUGAAAAUGUGUGGUGCAUCAUGAAGCACAAAAUACGACAAUGGAGAUUCCGGACUGUUGAGCAACUGAUGUUGUACAUAAAAAAGAAUUAUACCUACAAAGCUUCAGCAAUUAGUGUCCUCAGUUACCAAACACUUACUGGGUGGUGUUAAAAGGAAAGGUGAUGUAACAUGCCCCUGUCCCAUCUUUUUUGUAAUGUGAUGCAGGCAUCAAAUUCAAAAUGAGUGAAUAUUUGCCACAACAAAAAAAAACAAUAAAGUUUAUCAGUUUGAACAUUUAAAUAUCUCGUCUUUGUAGUGUAUUCAAUUGAACAUAGGUUGAAAAGGAUUUGGAAAUCAUUGUGUUUUCUCCGGGCACUCCGGUUUCCUCCCACAUCCCAAAAACAUGUGUGGUAGGUUGAUUGAAGACUCUAAAUUGCCCGUAGGUGUGAAUGUGAGUGCAAAUGGUUGUUUGUUUAUAUGUGCCCUGCGAUUGGCUGGCAACCAGUUCAUGGUUCCCGCCCGAAGAUAGCUGGGAUAGGCUCGAGCAGCCCGCGACCCUAGUGAGGAGAAGGGGUAAAAGAAAAUGGAUGGAUGGAUGUGUUUUGCUUUUAUUUACAUUUUAUACAAUGUCCCAACUUCACUGAAAUUGGUGUUUGUAUUAUUGCACUCCAACCAACUCAUGAUGAUUCCUUUCCUGGUUUUAAUGGCGCCCAAUAGUGGAUCUAUUUCACAAGACAUUGAACAUCAAUCAAAGACAAACGUGCAGUUUGUUUGGUAUGGGUUAGCUCAUAUUUAUUUAGACAGAAGGCAAAAAGAAAAAGAAAAAGAUGAACGUUCGUGUUCAACAGUAAACGGUGAACAAAAAUGAAAUCCAAAAAGUUGCCGUUUGUAUUUAUUCAUUUGUGUAUUUUUAAAAUUAGACAUAUUGUUGUGCUAGAUAGAAUAACCAUGUUGUAUGUCUUAUAUGUCUAUCUGCUUUGACACAAGCCAGAGCUAAAAAACCCAGACCCCCCCGGCCCAAUUCGAGCACUCACAUUACCAACAUUAAGCAGAGAUACUGCCUCUCACAGGAUAGAUGACAAGAUUCUCUUGCUAGUCUCCAUGUGGCCUAUACCUUCGUCACUCCUCACAUAUCAUUUGUCAUAGCGAUUUAGGUUUUUUUCGCAUUGACACUGCCAGCAUCGCCCUGUUCUCUGCCUCACUGUACUGUUUGUUACUGUUUGGAUUAUGUGCCCUUUUACGAAUACCCACCUGACGCUCUAUCGAGCUAUAUUUUAUGUAUGUCCGUGAUUGAAAAGAUGCCCUAGCAUGGCAUCCAUUACUUUGACAAGACAGGAGAUGGGUGUAAAAACUUAAACAGAUGAGAAAGUCUCAUUUACUUUGAGUAAGUUCAAUGUGAUGACAAGGGACCUUUCUGACAACUCUAUCAUUUUAUUAUAUGAUUAUAAGAUUGCUGUAUUAUUUUUUUAUUGCGCGUAUUAUAUACAUUUUAGUUUAUUAAACAGUAGCUGUGGCGGCACCGUGACCGACUGGUUAGCACGUCUGCCUCCCAGUUCUGAGGACCGGGGUUAAAAUCCCAGCCUCGCCUGUGUGGAGUUUGCAUGUUCUCCCCGUGCCUGCGUGGCUUUUCUCCGGGCACUUCGGUUUCCGCGACCCUUGUGAGGAGAAGCGGUACAGAAAACGGAUGGAAGUAGUAGAUGUGUCUCAUGUUGUAUUUUUAUCUCAUUAAAACGUGGAUUAGAACAUGGAUGUAGUGGUGGAAUUCACAAUGUACUGUAAGCAAAAUAUUCUUAUCUUGCUGAAGUAAGCAGUGCAGUAUUGUUAAUUGCUUUCAUGAGCAAUUUUGAGCACAUUUCAAGAGCUUAUACUGCAACUGACUUUACCCAGAAUAGUGUGCGAGUUGGAAAAUAGUGCACUGCUAGAUUUGAUUGGUAAAAGCAUUUCCAAUAAAGAACAGAAACUUUC